Salvelinus sp. IW2-2015 is the source of this 1131-nucleotide messenger RNA. The record is from RefSeq and is a predicted model, not a curated record. Lineage: Eukaryota; Metazoa; Chordata; Actinopteri; Salmoniformes; Salmonidae.
AUGCAGGAUGACAGCUACAUGAGGAUGACAGCUAACGAUGAGGAUGACAGCUACAUGGAGGACAGCUACAUGGAGGAGACAGCUACAUGGAGGAUGACGCUACAUCUGUUUUUGAGCGUAUUGCAAAUUGUGAGUGGCGCUUUGCUGGACUCCGUCCGCAUCCAGGCAAUCUGGAAAGAGCAGAGGCGCCACCUCCACUGCAUACAGGACCCGCCCGGUGUACAGCUGUACACCGAGACCGGCAAAAUCACCAAGGGCGGCGUGAUUUUGCCGGUUUAUCGCUGCGCACGGGGCUCCACAUCCUUGGAGUCAUUCCACCUCCACCUCAACCGGUUCAUCCCAGGUACCAGGGCAAAUGCCAUGCAUUUCCAGGCAUUCCUGUUGGAUGGACUGGUGAGGUGGAACGAGGACCGUGCGCAGGCGGCAGUGGAGGGAAAGAACAGGCAGCCCCUGCUCUCCUACAGUGGCCACCUGCAGCACAUCCUUAACCUUAGCAGCCAAAGGGUGCUUGGCAAAGAACAGGUUAAGGACUACACCAAGCCUAGCGAGUACACGGGGGAACUCCUCGGAGUGGAGUACCUGUACUCGCAGACUGGCAGAGUGCUGCAGGAUGUCAGCGCGGACCCUGACCUUCCGGAAGAGACAUCCGCCGUCGAGCAGCUCGACGAGGAGGACGAGGGCUUUCAGGAGGAGGAUGUGGACCAGACAGUCCACAUCCCUCAUGUCGCUACUAUGAGCGCCCCGUCCUCCAGCUCAGCGGCACCUCUGUCAGGGGAACCCGCUGACGCACCUCUGUCAGGGGAACCCGCUGACGCACCUCUGUCAGGGGAACCCGCUGACGCACCCAGGUCUGGGCCAUCCAGUCCCACCGCCCCUGAAGACGGAAGCUCUCCUGAGGCCCCUGAUCGACACGGUUCUCCUCACCCUGACCACUCCUCUGAUUCAGAGGGGGAGACGAAAACCUCUGAUGCAAUGCCGGCUACCAGCAUGUCCGUAGGCUUGCCAGGCCUUGUGGGUGGGAACCGUCAGGCUGUCGACCACAGGGUAGACGUCUGUGGAGCUGUGGCUGGCGCUGCCAGACCUCGACAGCAACGCUAUCUACCCGCCACACAGAGAGACGUUCAGGGCUAG